Molecule: messenger RNA, 2050 nt
Organism: Phacochoerus africanus (Common warthog)
Lineage: Eukaryota; Metazoa; Chordata; Mammalia; Artiodactyla; Suidae
Gene: PPM1A
Product: protein phosphatase, Mg2+/Mn2+ dependent 1A
Biological process (GO): positive regulation of canonical NF-kappaB signal transduction; protein dephosphorylation; positive regulation of canonical Wnt signaling pathway
Cellular component (GO): cytosol; nucleus
Molecular function (GO): manganese ion binding; protein serine/threonine phosphatase activity; magnesium ion binding
Source: RefSeq, a predicted model, not a curated record
AGGAUCAUGCAAAUUUUGAUUGUUACCUAGAGGAUCAAGACAUAAUGGGAGCAUUUUUAGACAAACCAAAGAUGGAAAAACAUAACGCCCAAGGCCAGGGUAAUGGGUUGCGUUAUGGGCUAAGCAGCAUGCAAGGCUGGCGAGUUGAAAUGGAGGAUGCACAUACAGCUGUGAUUGGUUUGCCAAGUGGACUUGAAACAUGGUCAUUCUUUGCUGUAUAUGAUGGGCAUGCUGGUUCUCAGGUUGCCAAAUACUGCUGUGAGCAUUUGUUAGAUCACAUCACCAAUAACCAGGAUUUUAAAGGGUCUGCAGGAGCACCUUCUGUGGAAAAUGUGAAGAAUGGAAUCAGAACAGGUUUUCUGGAAAUUGAUGAACACAUGAGAGUCAUGUCAGAGAAGAAACAUGGUGCUGAUAGAAGUGGGUCAACAGCUGUAGGUGUCUUAAUAUCUCCUCAGCAUACUUAUUUCAUUAACUGUGGAGACUCGAGAGGUUUACUUUGUAGGAACAGGAAAGUUCACUUCUUCACACAAGAUCACAAACCAAGUAAUCCGCUGGAAAAAGAACGAAUUCAGAAUGCAGGUGGUUCUGUGAUGAUUCAGCGUGUGAAUGGCUCUUUGGCUGUGUCAAGGGCCCUUGGGGACUUUGAUUACAAAUGUGUCCAUGGAAAAGGUCCUACCGAGCAGCUUGUUUCACCAGAGCCUGAAGUCCAUGAUAUUGAAAGAUCUGAAGAAGAUGAUCAGUUCAUUAUUCUUGCAUGUGAUGGUAUUUGGGAUGUUAUGGGAAAUGAAGAGCUCUGUGAUUUUGUAAGAUCCAGACUUGAAGUCACUGAUGACCUUGAGAAAGUUUGCAAUGAAGUAGUCGACACCUGUUUGUAUAAGGGAAGUCGAGACAACAUGAGUGUGAUAUUGAUCUGUUUUCCAAAUGCACCCAAAGUAUCACCAGAAGCAGUGAAGAAGGAGGCAGAGUUGGACAAGUACCUGGAAAGCAGAGUAGAAGAAAUCAUAAAGAAGCAGGGGGAAGGCGUCCCUGACUUAGUCCAUGUGAUGCGCACAUUAGCGAGUGAGAACAUCCCCAGCCUCCCACCAGGGGGUGAAUUGGCAAGCAAGCGGAAUGUAAUUGAAGCCGUUUACAAUAGACUGAAUCCUUAAAAUGAUGACACUGAUUCUACAUCAACUGAUGAUAUGUGGUAAAACUGCUCAUCUGGCCAUGAAGUUUACCUUCACCUCCAAAGCAAAGUACAGCUCAACUUCACUGAACCUUUUAAGCAUCCAUCUUCAACUUCUAGGGAAUAUAUGACGUGGGUGAGAAUGAUUACACCAGAGAACGUCAGCAGUACAACAGCUAGCCCAGAACUGAUUUUUUUUUUUUGUAAAUUUGCGACUUAUGUAAACGUGAUUUUAAAUCAUAAUUCAUGUUGUAAAUCAGACUCCAGCAAUUUUUGUUGUAUGAUUUUGUUUUUUGUAAAGUAUAAUUGUCCUUGUACAAAAUGCUCAUAUUUAAUUAUGAACUGCUUUAAAUCACUAUCAAAGUUAUAAGAAAUGUUUGGCUUGUUGUGUGAUGCAACAGAUAUAUAGCCCUUUCAAGUCAUUUUGUGUCUGGACUUGGGGUUGGGACAGGGAGAGCAGCAGCCAUAUCAGCUAGAAAUUCAAAAGUGCAUGUGAUUUGGAGAAGUAUUCCAAAAUUUUACAAAGCUGAACACCCAUGGAGUUAAUCAAAAACUAUCUCGAUGUUCUUAGCAGUGGGACUGGCAUUGUUGAUAAAGCUGGUCCCUACAUUUAACUGUGUUUAGGUUGUUCUCUCCUUGUUGCCAUGAGUAUUGCAGGUAAUACAAUAUAUUCAUAAGAAUAUCAAUCUUGAGGCUAAAAUGCCUUGAUUCUUUGCACCUCUUUUACAAGUCUUACAUUUAAUUACUAAUUGAUAAGCAGCAGCUUCCUACAAAUAGUGGGAGACUGCCACAUUUUUGCUAUCAUGAUUGGCUGGGCCUGCUGCUGUUCCUAGUAAGAUAUUCUGAAUUCCAUUUUAUCAAUAAAGCUUGAUUUAACAAACAAGA